Chilo suppressalis (striped riceborer) is the source of this 1816-nucleotide messenger RNA. Lineage: Eukaryota; Metazoa; Arthropoda; Insecta; Lepidoptera; Crambidae. The record is from the annotation of a GenBank genome assembly.
CCAUACUCGAACAAGAUAUACAGAUUCGGUGUGUUAUGAAAUAAAGUGUUGUACCAUGUAUUAUUGGACUCGCAUAACUGUGGUUGUGGUGUGUGUGUGUGCAGUGGUCAGAAGUCAGGUGAUACCGGGAAAGUCGAGAACUAACGAUGGGGAAUACAAUGAAGUUAACACAGAUGGAUCCUUUGAUUUUGGAUAUUCGAACAAAGACCGGGGGCAGAGCUACCACUUGGCGCAUGGUAACGCCAACGGCGUGGUAGGUGGCAGGUUCGGUGCCCGGGACCCCGCUACUGACACCGUCAAGGAAACUAUUUAUACCGCAGGACCCAGAGGAUUCCGAGCGAAAGGACCCAACGUCCACCGCAAAAUGGACUUGGACCAGCGCCCCCGAGGCCCCAUAGGGAACAAGGACGACCCUAACUUCGACCCAAAUGAGGACCCCAGCUAUUCCUUCAAGUUCGACACCAGGACCUAUUCGAAGAACGAGAACGCUGACAGCAGGGGAGAUGUGAAAGGACAUUAUUCUUUCGUCGAUGAUGUUGGAGAGAGGCACGACAUCUCGUACAUAGCCGGGCGUGACACUGGUUUCCACGUGUCGUCAGCCCAUCCUGACGGGCCAAACGUCAUCGGCUCACCCUUCCAUCGGGCGCCCUUGGUCAGGGGUGAAACCAGACCACGAGGCAGAACUGCUGUGCAAAGAGGACUUGAUGGGUCUUAUAGGUUCAUAUCAGCAGGCCCUGAUCAAAGAAGGACAGAGAGCAGUGACUCUCAUGGUAAUGUCAGAGGUUCAUACACAUUCUUAGACGACAAAGGAGUACAGAGAACGGUACAUUACAUAGCGGGACCCGGCAUUGGUUAUCGUAUAGUGAAGAAUGGAAAAGACCCAUACAUUCCGGCGUAUUUCCCGACGAUCCCUAGUGCUUACGAUCCAGACUUCAUUAACGCUGGUGCAGCUUCAAAUUAUUCCCCCGAUGACAGUAGCACUGAUGAUGUUUUCAAGGGCCCAGAUGGUACAGCAGCAUCGGGACAUAUAAAACCUCCGCCAUUCCCUAGCAAUGACAAAGACAGGCCAAGUAAUAAGCCCUCUUCCGAGUCCACUGGCUCGGGGAGCGGAUCCGACAACUUCAGUGGGUCCAACAACUAUGGUGGAUCCGACAGCUUCGGUGGAAGCAACUUUGGCGGGUCAAACAGUUUCAAACCCACUGGACCAAAUAGUGGCACUUCCGGAGGGUCCAGUGGCUCUAGUAGUUCUAGCGGGCCUGGCGGAGACAGUUCCAAUGAAAGCGGUUACCAAGGCUCAUCAUUCGAACAAGGCCCAGUCAGUACAGGCGUCGGUUAUGUCGACGAAGAUGCAUCAAGUUUCGGAGGCGCUGUCAAGCCAACUAAAGGACCAGGCAAGCCGGGGCGACCUACGAGCAAGCCUAAACCUUAUAGGCCGACGAAGAAACCAUAUGUGCCACUUAAACCUUUCGACAGUAAUAAAGAUGACAACGCCGGGUUUGAUGACGGGAAGGGCGACAAUAACGGUCCACAAUUCGCUAUAGGAUUCAAUAUUCAGCACAAUAAGCCGGGCACUACGAUCAUAAGAAACAUAGGCAGAGAUUACUUUGGGGUACCGCCCGGUGUCUCAGUCAGAGCACACGUGCAAAGCAUUGAUCUAUAUCCGUUCGACUCGAAACCUAUAUCACCUUCCGAAGCGAUCGAAAAGGACAAAACAUAAGUAACCAGUAAAAUACCAAUUAGAUAUGCAAAUAUUAUUUAAGUACUGUAAAUGAAACGAAUUAGCAUUAUUUAUCGAAUAAAGAUGUAACUAAGCAAU